AUUCUAUCUCUAGAUUUAAUACUCACUAAAUAUGCCCAAGUACGCAACAUAUAUUUUGUGGGCAUUCCUUGUGUGGCCUCAGUUCGGAGUUCGUGCAAGAGCUCAGGAUAAUUCCUCUCCUGUUUGUUCGUUGGCAGUAGAAAGUCAUCUUGCUGAAAUUAAGGAAUCAGUAAAAAGGCUUAGUGUUUCUCUGGGGAGAUCACUGGAGAUCCCUGCGAUCUUCGAACAAAUCGGGAACAGAUACUUUUACAUUGAAAAGGAAAACAGGCAGAAUUGGUUUGCUGCAGCAAACACAUGUCGGAAAAUGGGAGGACACCUAGCGACAAUCCAGAACCAGGAGGAGAUGGAUGCUAUAGCACCAAAGCUACCGGCUGGUGUCUUUUGGCUGGACAUCACCGACCUGGCCAAAGAAGGAGAGCACGUUUCUUCACUGACCGGAAAGCGACCACCGUUUUUCAAUUGGAAGGAGAACGAACCGGCGCCCAUCAACGAGCACUGCGUUAAUUUAUACACUGACAAGAUGUGCGAUGCCAAUUGCAACGCAGAAUUUUUCUUCAUUUGCCAAUAUAUAUAACAUAUUUCAACAUUUCUUCCUAAAUCCAAUCCAAUCCGAAGUCAAAUG
Molecule: messenger RNA, 622 nt
Organism: Drosophila takahashii
Lineage: Eukaryota; Metazoa; Arthropoda; Insecta; Diptera; Drosophilidae
Source: RefSeq, a predicted model, not a curated record